Messenger RNA from Tarenaya hassleriana, 2115 nucleotides. Its product is annotated as protein ECERIFERUM 1-like. Gene Ontology annotation, biological process: lipid biosynthetic process. Gene Ontology annotation, molecular function: iron ion binding; oxidoreductase activity. NCBI's taxonomy places the organism in Eukaryota, Viridiplantae, Streptophyta, Magnoliopsida, Brassicales, Cleomaceae. The coding region runs from base 51 to 1946 and encodes 631 amino acids. The transcript has 10 exons. The record is from RefSeq and is a predicted model, not a curated record.
ACGCGAGUUGCCAAAGUAGGCGAAGUGCAACGGAGGGAUAAAAAUCAUCGAUGGCUACGAAACCGGGAAUCCUCACGGAAUGGCCUUGGACCUCUCUCGGUAGAUUCAAGUUCGUGAUAGUGGCGCCAUGGGUGGUGGACAGUACGUACAAGUUCAUGAGAGGGGAGGAGAGCGAGAGGGAUUUGGUAUACUUCCUCGUAUUUCCGAUGCUGCUCUCCAGAAUUAUCCACAACCUCCUCUGGAUCUCUCUCUCUCGUUACGUCACUGCCAAAGGCAAUAGACGCAUCGUCGACAAGGGCAUCGACUUCAACCAGGUCGACAGGGAGACCAACUGGGACGACCAAAUAUUGUUCAAUGGAGUGCUGUUCUACAUCGGGUACACGUUUCUGCCGGAAGCGAAGAAACUGCCGAUGUGGAGAACGGAUGGGGUGGUGAUGGCGGCUCUGCUUCAUGCGGGUCCCGUCGAGUUCUUGUACUACUGGCUUCACAGAGCUCUCCAUCACCACUUCCUCUACUCUCGCUACCAUUCUCACCAUCACUCCUCCAUCGUCACCGAGCCCAUCACCUCGGUGACACAUCCAUUUGCGGAGCAUAUAGCAUACUUCACACUGUUUGCGAUACCGACGCUAACGACGGUGAUGACGAAGACGGCGUCGAUGGCAUCGUUGGGUGGAUACAUCUUCUAUAUUGAUUUCAUGAACAACAUGGGACACUGCAACUUCGAGUUCCUCCCCAACCGCCUCUUCCGCAUCUUUCCCCUCUUCAAGUUCCUCUUCUACACCCCCUCAUUCCACUCGCUGCACCACACACAGUUCCGGACAAAUUACUCGCUCUUCAUGCCCUUCUACGACUACGUCUACGGCACGACCGACGAAUCCACGGACUCGACGUACGAGAAAUCUCUGGAGAGAGGCGAAGAGACACCGGACGUGGUCCAUCUGACGCAUCUCACCACCCCUGAGUCCAUAUACCAUCUGCCCAUCGGCUUUGCCUCUUUCUCCUCUUACCCUUUCUCCUACAGAUGGUUCAUGCGCCUCUUGUGGCCUCUCACCUCUCUCUCCAUGUUCUUCACUCUCUUCUAUGGCCGGCCCUUUGUCUCCGAGAGGAACUCCUUCAAGAAUCUCAAGUUGCACUCUUGGGUCAUCCCAAGAUACAAUCUCCAGUACUUUUUAGAAUGGAGGAAAGAAGCUAUCAACAAGAUGAUCGAGGAGGCGAUACUGGAGGCGGACAGGAAAGGAGUGAAUGUGUUGAGUCUAGGGCUCAUGAACCAAGGGGAGGAGCUGAACAGGAACGGAGAGGAAUACAUAGAGAAGCACCCAAAGGUAAGAAUGAGAGUGGUGGAUGGAAGCAGCUUGGCCGCUGCUGUGGUAAUCAACAGUGUCCCCAAAGGGACAGUCGAUGUUGUAAUGAGAGGAUCUCUCACAAAAGUCGCCUAUGCCAUUGCCUCUGCUCUCUGCCAAAAGGGAAUCAAGGUCACAACCCUUCGUAAAGACGAGUACGAUAAACUCAUGGGUUGCAUCCCGCACGAGUGGAGGGACCGCCUGCUCUAUUCAACCUCUAAAACUCUGCCUUCGCACAAGAUAUGGUUGGUAGGAGAAGGGAUAGAUGAAAAGGAACAGGGAAAGGCCACACAAGGGUCAAUAUUCAUCCCUUUCUCGCAGUUCCCUCCCAAGGAGUUGCGCAAAGAUUGCCUCUAUCACACCACACCCGCUUUGACAGUUCCCAAAUCUUUGGAGAACAUCCACUCUUGCGAGAACUGGUUACCGAGGAAGGCGAUAAGCGCGGCAAGGGCAGCAGGGAUAGUGCACGCCUUAGAAGGAUGGGAAAGGCACGAGUGUGGCUCGUCUCUUCUCCAUGAUUUGGACGCCAUCUGGGAUGCAUCUCUUAGCCAUGGCUUCCGUCCUCUCCCUCUUCCCCACUUUUCAACUCACAACCUCAAAGCUUGAUGACUACAAUCCGACAUAUAUAUAUAUAUAUGCGGGGAUGCUAGCUACUAUGCGAUGUGUGUUAGGGUCUAGUAAUGGAUAGAAGAACAUACAAGUCUCUAUUUGCUCCUUGUUUAUCAUGUUUCUAUUCAGUGUUAGUUGUGGGAAUAUAGUAUUUUGAAUUCAUAUA